Molecule: messenger RNA, 5375 nt
Organism: Aphidius gifuensis
Lineage: Eukaryota; Metazoa; Arthropoda; Insecta; Hymenoptera; Braconidae
Product: rho GTPase-activating protein 20-like
Exons: 10
Coding region: 561-4277 (1238 amino acids)
Biological process (GO): signal transduction
Molecular function (GO): guanyl-nucleotide exchange factor activity; GTPase activator activity
Source: RefSeq, a predicted model, not a curated record
CAAAUGAUAUAAGACUGUGCUUGAUAGCCUCGUGUGUGGUCACAUAUUUAUAAAAAAAAAAAAAAAUUACUCCAACAUUUUUAAAAACUUUUAUAUAAUAUUCUUCCGCGAAUUUGUUGGUGAUUGUCCAUGGUAUCUGGUCAGUUUCACCGUCAAUUCAUCUUCGUGGUUUCUUGAUGAUCAAAAUCCCCCUAAGCCGGUCUUUGGUGUGUGUUCUACUGGUAUAGAGUCGAGAAACUUGAUGCUUAAGUUUAAUAAAAAGGAGGUCACAAUCGAUUUAAAACGAGCCAAGUGAAUAAACGACAUAACAACUAUCAACUAUAUAUUUUUCUUCAACAACUUGAAUCAAUUGAUUGCACUGAUAAAAAUUUAUUUUAUUUGUUACUCCAAUUUAUUUAUAAAAUCAAAUAAUAAUUUGUCAUUUAUUUACAUGAGUAAAUGGAUUGAUCAAAAAUAUAUUAAAAUUAUCAUCGUGAUUAUUGUCAAGUGAUAGAUCAUCAUCAUCAAAGUGUUGAUUAUGAUUGUUUAAUUUAACAAUAAAAUAUAUUGUAAAAUUAAAAAUGGAUCUUGGUAAUUACAGAACUGGACCAAGAACAAGACUUCGUCGACGAGCUGAAUUAGGAAGAAAAUUAACCAGAAGAUUAUCAAUGGUUGCUCGUGUACCAGCAGCAAUUCUUAAUCGUGCUAAUAAUCCAGAACCACGACCUGUUGAAAUCACAGCAAUUGCACCUGAUAAAACUCAACUCACGCUUCCUGGUAUAUCACCGGGUUCAGUGUCAACUAUUGUUGCCCCUGUACUACUAAAGUAUCGUGUUUGUCGACCAAGAUUAUUGUUGGCUGGUUCCAGGGCCGAAGUUGAUCCAGCUGCUGAUCUUGCACUUCUUCAUGGUGAAGUUUUACUUAUUGAAGAUGCUGCCAGGCAAUUUAAUCCAAUUGGAGAUACUGACAAAAGAUAUAGAAUAACAGAAAAACUUUUACAUGCUGAAGAUGAAUAUCGUCAGAUUUUAAAAAGUGCUAAAGAAUUAUAUGGUCGUCCACUAGCAAAAAAUCAUCCAGAAUAUUAUGAAAUUAUUCUAAAACCAUUGGAGGAUCUUUCAAAACUCAGUGGAGAAUUAUGUGAAAGGAUUCAAAAAACAUUGGAACACUGGGAUGCUGAUGCAUUUAAACCGAGUGAAUUAUUUCCCGCCUCUUUCUGGUCAUCACAGUGGUAUUACCUAGAGGAUUACAUUGAAGCAAGAAGAACACUCGAUGAAUUGAAAGCACAUGAAAAUCCAAUACUUGUUUUUUUUCGUCAUUUACAAGCUGCAGCAAAAUACAACCCAUCAUCUCUUCUUCUUCUACCGGUUAAUAGACUAGCUGAGUAUGAAAGAUAUCUUGGUCAAGACGCACAAAAUUUGGCUGAUACUGAAAAUGGAAUAACAAGUGGUGCAGUUUUACGACGUGGUCAACUUGAGGGUGAUCUUCAUCGAAUUCAAGAAUUAUUUCCAGGCGAUAAUUUGCGUCUCCAUGAACGUGAUGUUCUCACUACGAAAAUGAAAAGUCACAUUCGUAAAAGAUCAACUGGUAAUCCUGGUCGACUAUCACGUGCAUUGUCACAAAAAAAUUUACAAAAUGUUGGAGCACCAGUACCAGCACCAAAAACACCACCAAGAACUUUUCUACUUGAGACACCAGUACAAUUUACAACUGGAGUACAAUCACAAGAAAGACACUUGUUUUUAUUUUCUGAUCUUUUGUUGAUCGCAAAAUCACGCAGUAGUGGUAAUUUUAAACUCAAACAGACCGUAAAGAUUAGUGAACUCUGGUUAACAACUGGACACAUUGAGGAUGUUGCCGAAACAAACAAAUCACAGGAAACAAGUUUUGUUUUUGGUUGGCCAACAACAAAUGUCGUUGCGACCUUCAUGACUGCUGCAGCUAGAGAUCUUUGGUGGGGUAGACUAAAUGAGCUUGUAAGAGAAGAGAGCCUCAAGGAGCCGCAAAAUACAAAUAUUCGAGUCGUGUAUCAUGAUAUUGACACAAACACUGAAUACUGUGAAACAAUUGUUGGUAAUUCAAAAAUGACAGCAGCUCAGUGUGUUAGUUCAGCAAUGAGAUUAUGGGAUCUUCAAGGUACAUAUCAACUUUGGGCAAGACCAUCAUCUGAUGAAGAUUUAUAUCCUCUUAUUGGACAUGAAAGACCAAGUGCAAUUAAAUUAUCAAAUUUACGUCAUAAAUUAUCAACUGAAGAAGGUUUUGAUCUUGAACAUUGCAAUAAAAGUGGACAUGAUACUUGUCAUUUUUUAUUAAAACCAAUAAAUAAAACACCAAUUAAAAAUAAAAAAUCAAAAAUAACUGGUUUAUUAAGAAGAUCAUUUUCAAUGAAUCAAGUUGUAUUUGGUACAAAUUUAUCAAGAUUAGAUGAAAAUGGUUUACCAAAACCAGUACUUGUUAUGUUACAACAAUUAUUUGCAAAAGGACCAUUUACAACUGGUAUAUUUCGUAAAUCAGCAAAUCUUAGAAUUGUACGACAAUUAAAAGAUCAAAUUGAUGCAACUGGUGAUGCAAGUUGUCUUGAAGAUGUACCAAUAAUUGCAAUUGGUUCAUUAUUUAAAGAAUUUUUAAGAUCAUUACCAGAACCAUUAUUAACUGCUCAUUUAUUUCCAUUAUGGAUGUCAAGUUUAGAUAGUCCAAAUACAAUGCAAACAAUUAAAAAUAUACUUAAUCAAUUACCAAAAGCAAAUUAUACAUUAUUAUCACAUUUAAUAUGUGUACUUCAUCAUAUUGCAAGAAGAUCAAAACAUAAUUUAAUGUGUGCUAGUAAUCUUGGUGUAUGUUGUGGACCAAGUUUAUUAUGGUCAACAAGUCCAACAGUUAAUCAAAGUCGUACAAUACCAGCAUUAACUGAAAUGUUAAUAAGACAUUGUGAAGUAUUAUUUGAUGAUAAUGUUGUUAAUUUAUUUGGUGAAGAAAAAAGUGAUAGUGGUGCUGAAGAAAGUACUGAUAGUGUACAUUCUGGUGGUAUAUCAUUAGAUAGUUUAGAUCUUACUGAUCCACCAAGAAAAGAUCAAAUGUCAUUAUCACGUGAUUCUGGUUUAACAUUAUCUGAUUGUCAAUUAUUUAUUCCUGAAUCACCAGUUGGAUCUGAACAUUCAACAGCAAAUGCUUCAACAUCAAGUUUUGAUAAAUCAUUAUCUGAUAAAGAAAAAUUACUAAAUAAAUCAUAUGUGCCAGUAUAUAGUAGUUGGGAAGAUAGACUAGCUCGUUAUGCAAAUAAUCAUCAACUAAUUAAUAAUAAUAAUAAUAUUAACAAUAAUAAUAAUAAUAAUAUAAAUAAUAAUAGUAAUAGUAAUAAUGAUGAUUUACCUAUUGAUAAAACAACAUAUCCAAAUUCACAUUUUCAAAGACAAAAUUGGCUACGUUCACAAUUAAAACGUACACCAAGAACAAAAUUAGAUGAACAUGAUAUAAAUCAACGUGAUUAUCAUAAUCAACAAAAUAAUAUAAUAAAAGAUAAUAAUAUUGUUAAAGUAGAUAUUUAUUCACAACAAGAUAAUAAUAAUAUAAGUUGUGCUGAAAGAAUAUCAAUAAAUGGCUCUGAACAAGGAUCAACAAGUGAAUCAACAUUAUCAAAUGAACAUUAUGAUUGUUUUAUUGAUUAUAAAAAAAAAUUAAAUACAAAUUUAUAUAAAAAUAAUGAUAAAAAAAUUAAUGAUAAUUUUUCUACUAUUGGUGAAUAUAGUAAAAUUAAAUAUAAAGAAGUUGAUGGACAAAUUUAUUGUAGAUUUGAUUUAAAAGAUCUUGUAUAUGCCAAUGCUAAAAGAAAAAUUAUUGAUAGUAUUAUAUAUAGUAAUCAAGAUACUGUUAAUAACAAUAAUAAUAAUAAUAUUGAUAAUAAUACAAAAAAACAUAAUGAUACAUUUAAUUACAAAAAGUCUCAUAAUAAAAUUGAUAGUUUUUGUGAUAAUGAUGAUGAAGAUGAAGAUGAUGUUCAUCAUGUUGGUGUCAAUGUUGAUGAUGAUGACGACGAUGAUGAAGAUGAUGAUGACAAUGAGGACGAUGAUGAAGAUAAUAAUAGUGGAAGAAUAUGGACUGAUGCACCACCACCACUGCCACCAAGACUACGUCAUUUGCCACCAGUUCAUAUGAAUUUAGAGGAUAGACAUAAAGUUGCAAUAAGAUCAAGAUCAUUACCACCACCACCACCAUAUAGGCCACCACCACAACCAAGAGCACCAAUUACAACAAGACAUCUUGGAUAUUCAAGAUCUGUUGUUGAUGACGAGAGCUAUGUCUGAAAUUAUCGCUCUUUAUAUACAAAUUAUUGAUAUAUUAUAUAUACAUUAUUUUAUUUUCUAACUAGUCCGAAUUUUAUCAAUUGAUUUUUUUGGAUUAUUUAAAUGAGAGCAAGAUAAUUAAUGAAAAAAAAAAGAUUAUUAAAAAUCACUUUGAAAUAUGAUUUAUAUAUAUUUUUUUUCUUUUUUUUUUUUUUUUGUAUAUUGAUAGAUUUUUAUUUUCGUGGUAAAUAAUAAAAUGAUCGAAUAAUCUUCCAGUGAUAAUUCAAGACAAGCUGUUUGUUGUUAUUGUUGAGAAUUAAUAAAAUAAUAAAUAAAUAGAAAAAAAAAUGAAAAAAAUAUUUUUAUAAUAUUUUUCAUUUUUUAUAUAUAUAUUUUUAAAUAUAAUAUUCAGGGUGCUUCCACAAGCUUAUGAUAAUUAUAAUUGAGUGGCUGAUAUUGCGUGGUUGAUAAUGAAAGACUAUAAAUAUAUAUAUAUUUUUUUUUUUUAUAUUAUAUAUAAAUAUAUAUAUUUUUUUUAUGUUGACUAUGCUAAAAAUAUUUCUUUUUUUUUUUCUUUUAUUCUUAUUAUUUUUACGCAUAAACCAAACUUCUUUAUAAAGAAAGAAAAAUUAAUUUAUCCAAUCGAUCGAAUUUUGAUAAUUAUUUAACUAUAUUUUUAUAUAAUAUAUAUACUUUUUUUCCUAUUUUUUUUUUUUCUAAGUUAAAGAAUUCUUGAAAUUUUUGAAAUUAUUACAGUGUUUUCUGUAACAAUAAGAAAUAAAUCAUGACAUUAGUUUUUAAGAUAAUAAAUAUAUAUAAAUAUAUAUUAUACAAAAAAUAUAAAACAUAUAAAUAUAAGUGAUAAAAUAAAAAUUGUACACAAAUUAUGAGAUAAAAUUUAAAUAUCAAUAAGACAAUCAAAAAUAGAAAAAAAAAAGUUUAUUAUAUUUUUUUUUUUUUUAUAUUUUUUCUUCAAUAUUUUAUUCAUUGUAAAUAUCAUUUUUUAGUUAUUAUAAUACUUUUAUAUAAAAUUGAUUUAAAAUAUUAAGAAAAACAAAAAAUAUAUAUAUAAAUAAUUAAUAAAAUAUAUGCCAAUCUUGAAAAAAAAAAAAAAAAAAA